UACAGAGUCUCGGGUAGCGAGUGGGCGAGAGAGAGGAGGAGACAGAGAACGAGGAAAGGCCUUUAGGACAUGGCUUCCUUAACCGCCAUAGCCUUCGCUCCGACCGCCGGGAGGGUGUUCUCCGCCACCGCGGCCAAGGGCGCCGGCGGGAGCAAGGAGGAGAAGGGGCUGCUGGACUGGAUCCUGGGGGGCCUCCAGAAGGAGGACCAGCUCCUGGAGACCGACCCCAUCCUCAAGAAAGUGGAGGGCAAGAACGGCGGCGGCAGCGGCAGCGGCAGCAAGAGCUCCGUGGCCGUGCCCCCGAAGAAGAAGGGUGGCUUCGGCGGCCUCUUCGCCAAGAACUGAAGGAUGUCGACGACGACACCCGACGACCGCUCGGCCUGGCCACUUGGAUUCCCGGUGAAAAUCGAUUCGCGAAUUUUUAUUCAGUGUAAUCAUCUCUGUACUAGAUUUACUUCCAAGUCCGUAUUAUUUACUUGCGCUCUGAAGCCUUUUAAGGGCUGUUUAAAUUCAUUCUGGAUAAGCCAAACCAGUUGAUUUCUUGCCAAAACUCGGGGAAGGAGAAAAGAAUCGAAGGGAAGUUUGCAUGA
Molecule: messenger RNA, 590 nt
Organism: Rhodamnia argentea
Lineage: Eukaryota; Viridiplantae; Streptophyta; Magnoliopsida; Myrtales; Myrtaceae
Exons: 2
Coding region: 70-345 (91 amino acids)
Cellular component (GO): chloroplast
Source: RefSeq, a predicted model, not a curated record